Vigna radiata var. radiata (mung bean) is the source of this 814-nucleotide messenger RNA. Its product is annotated as monosaccharide-sensing protein 2. Gene Ontology annotation, cellular component: membrane. NCBI's taxonomy places the organism in Eukaryota, Viridiplantae, Streptophyta, Magnoliopsida, Fabales, Fabaceae. Gene Ontology annotation, biological process: transmembrane transport. The transcript has 2 exons. The record is from RefSeq and is a predicted model, not a curated record. The coding region runs from base 43 to 540 and encodes 165 amino acids. Gene Ontology annotation, molecular function: myo-inositol:proton symporter activity.
ACUUCUGCGUCUUUUCUUAUUAGUUGUGUGACAACCUUGUUAAUGUUACCUUGUAUAGCUGUGGCCAUGAGGCUCAUGGAUAUAUCUGGCAGAAGGACCUUGCUGCUGACCACAAUCCCCGUCUUGAUAGUGGCUCUUCUGAUAUUAGUAGUAGGGAGUCUUGUAGAAUUCAACAGUAGUGUGAAUGCUUUUAUCUCAACUUUGAGUGUCAUUGUCUACUUCUGUUGUUUCGUCAUGGGUUUUGGGCCAAUUCCUAAUAUCCUUUGUUCAGAGAUCUUCCCAACUAGAAUUCGUGGUCUAUGCAUAGCUAUAUGUGCUCUUACAUUUUGGAUAUGUGACAUCAUCGUCACGUACACGCUCCCAGUUAUGCUUAAUUCUGUGGGCCUUGGUGGUGUUUUUGGUAUGUAUGCGAUCGUAUGCAUCAUAGCUUGGGUGUUUGUCUUCUUAAAAGUUCCAGAAACCAAAGGCAUGCCACUGGAAGUGAUAACUGAGUUCUUCUCUGUCGGGGCAAAGCAAGCCGAAGCUGUCAGUGGUAGCUGAGUUAACAUUAUUGGAACUUUUCUUCAAUAUAAAAUUGAUUUCAAUAUAUGGUUUACUCCUCUUCAGGCACCCCUCCAACUUAAAAUAUCUUCAUUGUGGGAAGGGAUUUGGGAUUAUAAUCUAUUUCUUUCGAAAUUGAUUUUAUAACCCAUAUUUCGUGAUUUAUAUGAUUUUAAAGGAAAAUACUGUUACUUAUCUUAGUCGUCAGCAGUAGUGUGAAACAUUGUGAAGAUUUUAAUUUCAGGAAGUAAAGCAGGAAUUUUGGGAUGUUAAA